AUGUCUGAUAUUGAUGCUUCUAAGUUGGUGAUAGAACCAACCACUAAACCAAGUGAACCUCGUCCUAAUGAGGACUUAGUGUUUGGUAAAUAUUUCAGUGACCAUAUGCUUGAAAUUGAAUGGACAGAAGCUGAAGGUUGGGGAGUUCCUAAGAUUAGUGGAUAUCACCCUCUACUGCUUGAUCCUUCAACAGUUGUUUUCCACUAUGCAUUUGAAUUGUUCGAAGGUAUGAAGGCUUACCGUGACAAAGACAACAACAUUCGUACAUUUAGAAGUGAUAAGAAUAUGGCUAGAAUGAAUAACUCAGCUGCUAGAGCAUCUAUGCCAACUUUUGAUGGUGAAGAACUUAUGAAAUGCAUUGACAAAUUGGUACUUUUAGAUAAAAAAUUCGUGCCUUUCGGUGCUGGAUACUCAUUGUAUUUAAGACCCACAAUGAUUGGUACUACACCUACAUUAGGUGUUCAUGAACCUGACAGAGCUUUACUUUACGUCAUUUGUUCCCCUGUUGGUCCUUACUACAAGACUGGUUUCAAACCAGUUUCUCUUGAAGCUACUGACUAUGCUGUGAGAGCAUGGCCAGGUGGUGUUGGUGGUUAUAAAUUGGGUGCCAACUAUGUUUCUUGUAUCCAACCUCAAACAGUAGCAGCUAGCAAAGGUCAUCAACAAAACUUGUGGUUAUUUGGUGAAGAAGGAUAUGUUACUGAAGUUGGUGCUAUGAAUGCUAUGUUUGUCUUCAAGGAUGAAAAUAACAAGAAAGAAUUGGUUACAGCUCCUUUGGAUGGUACUAUUUUACCAGGUGUCACUCGUGAUUCCGUUUUACAAUUGGCCAGAGCAAGAUUACCAGCUGAUGAAUGGACUAUCUCUGAACGUAAGUUUACUAUCCACGAAGUUGCCGAAAAAGCAAGUAAAGGUCAAUUGGUAGAAGCUUUCGGUUGUGGUACUGCAGCAAUUGUUUCCCCUAUCAACAACAUUGGCUUCCAAGAUAAGCAAAUCCCUGUCCCAUGUGGUGCCAAUGGUGUUAUUGGUGACUUGACCCAAACUGUUGCUGAUUGGAUCAGAAAAAUCCAAUAUGGUGAAGAAGAGUUUGCUGAUUGGUCUAGAGUUGCGAAAUAA
Messenger RNA from Lizanozyma spartinae, 1113 nucleotides. RefSeq names its product Bat22p (gene BAT22). Gene Ontology annotation, biological process: L-leucine biosynthetic process; L-valine biosynthetic process. Bases 1 to 1113 code for a protein of 370 amino acids. Gene Ontology annotation, molecular function: branched-chain-amino-acid:2-oxoglutarate transaminase activity. The transcript has a single exon. The record is from RefSeq and is a predicted model, not a curated record. Gene Ontology annotation, cellular component: mitochondrion. Lineage: Eukaryota; Fungi; Ascomycota; Pichiomycetes; Serinales; Debaryomycetaceae.